Messenger RNA from Phaeodactylum tricornutum CCAP 1055/1, 1996 nucleotides. RefSeq lists its product with no specific name. Bases 201 to 1949 code for a protein of 582 amino acids. The transcript has a single exon. Lineage: Eukaryota; Bacillariophyta; Bacillariophyceae; Surirellales; Neidiaceae. The record is from RefSeq and is a predicted model, not a curated record.
GAACGUACAAGACUUGGUGUCUUUUCAGAGAAAAUUGGGAAAGUGAUAUUGGGUGGUCUUCGACGCAGUUUUUCUUGACCGAGACUCUUGGCUGUCUACUGCAAAUUCUUCUUUUCAUUACUUCAGCUGCGGUCGUCCUAUUUCGUCGGUUACGAGCCUACAAAACAUUGAAGCGACGCUUUGGAUCCAUUCCGCAUACUAUGGCUAGUAAUAGUGAUGUUGAGUUUUCAACGAAUCAUUCACGCUGCGGUUUUCCUAUGGCUGUUGUAGCUCACGCUUUUUCCGGUUACGGCGAGGGAGAAAUGCCGCGAUCGAAAGCCGAGCUGGAAAUCAUGCAGCUAGCAGGCUCAAUUCGGGAUAAACCACUUUGGUGGAAUAAAGUUCGCGAUCCUUCCAUUACCAAUCGCUGGCAAGCCGAGUCGCUGAAUGGUGUCAAUGAUUCGGAAGCUGACUGUGAAUAUCGUACACGACAAUUUCUUUUUGCGCUUAGGGAAUGCCAGUGGCAGGCGAUGCAAUAUCCGGGACCAGGUCGUCCAGCGGCGGUCGAUCGAGCCUUUUCGAGUGAUGGCCAUGAUGAAUCCGAGCUCUGGUCCAAGCUGUUGUCUGAAAUCAAUAAGUUACGAUCGCUACCAGCGGUUGGGUCGAACAAGGAAGAUCGUCAUCCGGGAACUCCUCAGAUGGUGGACCUAGUCCAUCCUUCUCUUUAUGCAUAUGAGCGAGGGAAAACAGAAGUCCUGCCUCACGUGCCCGCUAGUAUGAGCCAGAUGCCACAUUGGGAUAACUUCUUGGGUGUGGCCGGUGUCACUGAAAUACCGCCAAGGAAGAUCGAUGGCCAAGGAUUUUUUUCACCGGGCGGCCUACAGUGGCUUCCUGCGGAAUUCAGAGUCAACGCUGCUGGAGAUUCAUGUAAAAUUAGUUCGUACAUCAAUUCACUCCAUCCGACAGAGUUCGCGGAGUUGUACGAUUCCAUCGGAGAGUUGUUUUGCAGGGCGCUUCCCCUUUUGGAAAAUACCUUGCGGGAGGCUGGUCAUGGACCUUUGGAAGACGGCGAACACUGGCAAAAGAACUAUCGUGAACGUGACCACAGAGUGCCUAUCGUGUCUGAUUGGUGGGAAGCGCCUCGAAGUCAGCUGGAGGGCGAAGAUGACGAUUUAUAUUAUGAUUACCUGGAUGACUUUCAUGAGAUUCGAGAGUUUAUUCCGCCUGAAAUACCAGACUUCACGCCCCCAUCGUAUAAUGUGCCAGAGGCUGAUGUUUCCUUGCGAAACUGUCCCCUCCAAGUGAUUGUCAAGGUUGCGUCCUUGGAGAUUGAACCGGGAGAAUCCUACGAGGGGGGAGUUUGGCAUGUAGAAGGUACUCUAGAUGAACGGAUAGUGGCAACGGCCUGUUGCUAUCUAAAUAACACGAAUGUGCAAGGUGGCGAUCUGGCUUUCCGCGUGGCAGUAGCCGAGCCAGAUUACGAGCAAGGCGACGACACGGGUGUAAGGAAUGUCUACGGUUUGGAAGAUGACGAACCGUUGGUUCAAUUUAUUGGCAGCUGUAGCACUCCGACUGGACGAAUACUGGCCUGGCCCAACACGCUGCAACAUCGGGUAGGACCCGUUCGUCUCAUUGACGAAUCAAAAUAUGGAAAGCGCCUCAUAGUUUGCUUUUUCCUUGUGGAUCCAACGCUACGGAUCCGUUCGACGGCAACCGUACCACCGCAACAACUUGCUUGGGUAUCCGAUAUGUGCAAACCAAUCCUGAAUGUGGUCGGCUCAGGUGCUGCUGAACCAGGAAUUCAAAAUAUGAUUGUUGCAAGAUUGGCUUCCCCUUCUUUGCUUACCUAUGAUCAGUCGUGCGAACGUCGUAAUCGUCUUAUGGAGGAAAGGCGUGCAAUAUAUGAAAAAACUGGUGGAUACGAUCAUCAAAAAUUUUACGAGCGACCGUUCUCUCUGUGCGAACACUAACUAACUGUAAAUCAUAUGAAAAUGAGAAAAGAACUUUAUAAUGCGUU